This is a messenger RNA of Colletotrichum phormii, 787 nucleotides long. RefSeq lists its product as uncharacterized. The transcript has a single exon. NCBI's taxonomy places the organism in Eukaryota, Fungi, Ascomycota, Sordariomycetes, Glomerellales, Glomerellaceae. The coding region runs from base 192 to 659 and encodes 155 amino acids. The record is from RefSeq and is a predicted model, not a curated record.
GCCCUUUCACAAAAUUAGCGAACGCUCUGAAUACAGCAAUACCAGAAGGACCAGCAGGUCAGAGAUACGAGGCUGGGAAUAGAACUGUGUGUCACAAACGAAUCAACCUUCCAAAAGCUCAGGUACCGCAUUUAUCUUUGGAAAGGGAUCCAUGCUAUCUUUGCCGAGCUUUCCCCUGCACUCUUCAGCAUAUGCCGCUCUACACUUCGUUCCCUACUCCCGGAGGGCCUCGAAAUGCACACCAGCAAUUCUUAGGUUGUAUCGAAGCAACAAAGGGCACCCAUGCUUUCUUCGGGCAAUUAGCUACUCGUCAAUUUGAGUACUGGUUAGUGGUAGCCAAAGACCCAAGAGAAGAGCGCGAGCUCUCAAGACGUACUGACUAUUCUUCUCCAUGGCCCAGUGCAAUUACAGAUACGAACGCAAACGACAAUCACAAGCUUACCAGGAGCGUAGUUGCUCUUGUAAACCAUCUAUUUCCAAAGGCUGUCGAUUCACCUCUUAUCUCUGAAGCCACCUGCGUAGAGCGGGCGAAUCUUCGACAGUUCACCUCCUUGAGGCUCAUCUUGUGUACUGUUUUGUCGCGCUGGGGUUACACAAAAGAACAGACUUCGCGGUUGACCAUGCGCAGGGAACGUUCGAGGAACUCCAGCCUUGCAUGAGUUCGCCUUUUGUGCUUUUCUCUCUGAACUUAAAGUUCAAGCGCCGUGGGUUUUGACCUGUCUCUCUGCAACUAACCUUCAUCGCUUCAACAGAGUGAAUUUGAUAUUCCUCAUCAACGCGGCAUCGA